Molecule: messenger RNA, 1173 nt
Organism: Protopterus annectens (West African lungfish)
Lineage: Eukaryota; Metazoa; Chordata; Ceratodontiformes; Protopteridae
Product: melatonin receptor type 1A-like
Exons: 4
Coding region: 1-1173 (390 amino acids)
Biological process (GO): G protein-coupled receptor signaling pathway
Cellular component (GO): membrane
Molecular function (GO): melatonin receptor activity
Source: RefSeq, a predicted model, not a curated record
AUGCGAUCAGAUGCUUUCUAUGGCAUUCCAUAUUUUAUGAUUGUUAUUCACAUUGUUACACAUUUUUCAUUUCAUCUGAGGGGGGCUGCAGUUCUUCAGUCCAAUAGCACAGGCUACCCCCUGGGCUACACAGAUACUUUUCCACUUGUUGGAUUGCUAUACCAGCCUCGUUUGCAUGAGAUUAACCUUCUUGUCAGAUUAAUCAUCAAUACUAGAAGUCAUGGCACAUUGCUUGCUCAAAACAACACUGCAUUUCCAGCUUAUGAAAUCUCAGGAGGUUUAACACUAUUACUGGCCACUGUGAUGAUCUUCACAACCACCAUGGACAUCUUUGGGAACAUACUAGUGGUUCUGUCUGUGUUUCAAAACAAAAAACUCAGGAAUGCUGGUAAUAUGUUUGUUAUUAGUCUGUCUGCAGCAGAUGUUCUUGGUGCUGUUUAUCCAUACCCUUUGCUUAUCAGAUCUAUUUUACAAAACCAGUUUCAGUUUGGAGAAAUGCAAUGCCAGAUUGCAGCUUUCAUUCAUGGAUUAAGUUUUAAUGCUUCUGUUUACAACAUUAUGGCAAUAGCAAUCAAUCGUUGGUGCUGCAUUUGUCUUGCGAUGAAAUAUGAGCAGAUAUUCACCAUGAAGAACACGUACUGCUAUAUAUUCCUGACAUGGACAAUUAGCUUUAUUUUAAUUAUACCAGAUUCCUUAGUGGGGGCUUUGCAAUAUAAUCCACACGUAUACAUGUGUACCCUCCAAUUCACUGCAAAUGAAGCAUUAACUAUUGGUGUUUCAGUCUUUCAUUUCAUUUUGCCAGUUAGUGUUGUAAUACUGUGCUAUGCAAGUAUCUGGAUUAUGGUCAUAAUGGUCAAGUACAGAAUUAAAAAAGAUAGCAAGCAAAUUCUCAAUCCCACAGAUAUGAGACAUUUUUUGACAAUGUUUGUAGUGUUUGUUCUUUUUGCCAUUUGCUGGGCACCAUUCAGUAUUCCUGCUUUGAUAGCAGGUUUCAGCCCCCCUGGAAAGGCACCCAAUUUUCCAGAUUGGUUGUUUGUUCUUGGCUACUUUAGUGCAUGCUUCAACAGCUGCCUUAAUGGUAUUGUUUAUGGAGUCUUUAAUAAGAAUUUUCAGCAAGAAUAUAAACGUAUACUGCACACAAUGUUAACAUUUAUAAUGGGAGGCAUAAAGUGA